AAAACUCAUCAAAUGCGACUACAUGCUCAGAAGUAGCUAGUUGCUCUCUUUUACUCUGCUUGCGUCGGGUGUAAUAUCAUCAGAAUGAUGCGUCCGAAAUCAACAAUUGCUGUUUUAUGUUUGGUUGCUACUUUCACUAUACCGCUGGUCAAUGGCUGUCACAACGCCGAACACCAACAGCAAAGAAGACGUCGAAGAAGUGAAUCUGAUUUACCAGAUAAUUCUGUUCGAGUCUAUUUCCGCGAAUGUUUGAAUAGGAUUACCGUAACGGAUGGCUGGUACUGGAGAUCGGUUGUUGACUACGUUGUGAAGUAUUCGGAUUGGUACAGAGGUGCAAAUACUGAACAGUGCUAUGGUGUGAACGAUAAUAUCCAAUGCUGGACAAAUGCUAUUCAAGACUUUUUGGUUGGUGGCUCUACUUCCUUGACUCCAGUAGAAAGUUGCAUCGUCUCAUUUGGAGAUUUUUCUGAUACUUUUCUAACCUCCCUAACAGAUGCCACAGAGGACGAGCUGGAAGUGCUCGCCCAGGUUUCUCUAAAAAAUCACUACGGAUCAGCAGCGGAUAUGUAUGCAUCAGGUGGGCACGCCGACACUAGUUCGUCAUGUCCUAUUCGCAACCCUCAUGAAUACAACAACUGCAUAGUGGAAACCUUAAGCGGUACGAAAGAUACAUUUGACGUCUAUGACUACGACUCUGUUAUUAACUUCAUGCAACAAGAAUCUACCUGUGAAUCAAAUUGUCAGUGUACGUCCAUCUACAGUCGAAGUAGCGACAUUGUAACGUACUACACAAACAAAGGGCUAUCUUGUGACCAAUGUUGGCCUACAAAACUAGCAGGAACUUUCACAAGAGACUCCAAGCUGACGACAGUGUAUUCGGCCAUGCUGAGAUGCUCAUCCUUGGUUUCAGAAUACUACAAAUAGAGGAACACCUUGACCUUUAUUGAUUUAGACGGAGAUAAUCUACAAAUAAAUGAGUAAUGUGAUUUUCCACGAAUAUAUUCUUGAUGUGAUGCUUUUAUUAACUUUUUGGUGUUCUGUAUCAUCUUGAAGUAUAUAUA
This is a messenger RNA of Styela clava, 1061 nucleotides long. RefSeq lists its product as uncharacterized. The record is from RefSeq and is a predicted model, not a curated record. Lineage: Eukaryota; Metazoa; Chordata; Ascidiacea; Stolidobranchia; Styelidae.